Messenger RNA from Fusarium odoratissimum NRRL 54006, 786 nucleotides. RefSeq lists its product as uncharacterized. The record is from RefSeq and is a predicted model, not a curated record. The coding region runs from base 419 to 676 and encodes 85 amino acids. NCBI's taxonomy places the organism in Eukaryota, Fungi, Ascomycota, Sordariomycetes, Hypocreales, Nectriaceae. The transcript is spliced from 2 exons.
UCCAAAGAGGCUCGGGGCAGAAUACGAAAUCUUUGUACAACAACCCCUUAGUAUUUGUGUUCCUACCGAAGCUCAGAGAAUGGCCUCGAAUUCAACCGUUGUCGAGUCAGGUCCUGAAUCCCCAACUACCCCUCACCUCGAACUCAUCAACGGCCCAAGUCCCAUACCGUGACGCUGUUGUGUCAUGGAAAAUUCCAAAGGUUGAACUUUUGGGCGAGGAACGUUACAUCGACAGUUUCGAAUCCGAUUGCGUGACACAUGUGGUGUUGCAGUGAGCCCUUUUGUCAGUACAGAGAAGAAUCGUGCAACUGAUCGGCUGAAAAGAGUAUCAGACGCUCGACAACGACAAGUAUUUUCUCAGAUUGGCGUUCAGCAUGACUAUGGUUAUCCCUUCCCUAUCUGGCACUUUCUUGGCAAAAUGAUCUCCCAGGCGCUGUUCGAAAAUGAGACUUCGCUUGAGAUAUUGAGUUUUACAAGGGUAAACGACCGCGAAUUCGUUGGGUUCGAGAACAAGAACUAUCCAAAAAGCAGUAACAGCACAGACAUUAAUGCUGUUGAAGUGAGUCUCAAAACACCACGGCCUAAUGAGCCUAUGGAGGUCUUUUGGCGGCCUGCUAGGGGCAUCAUCAUCGAGAGGCUUCGAGAAUGGUUACAGGAACCCCUUUCGGCCCCUUGACGGGUAGAUACUGUAGCGUCUCUUGUUGCACAGAGCCUACACAGCCAACAGCUUCGAAUGCUCAACGAAUGCUACCAUGUCUGAGCCCUGUCGAUCAUCUAUCCUCGUGA